UUUGACAGUCGCAGUCAGCGUCUGACCCACUCGGAAGUCACUGCAGUCAGUCAGUCUCGGUUCGACCUAGUUCGCUUUUCGGCCACACCUGCUCGCUGCUGGCCGCUUUGGAGGAUGUCCGACGGCGGAGGAACGGAGGACGGCUCCGGUACCAUGGAGGUCUCGGCCGCUCACACGGUCGCCGACACCUCCGUGCUGCAGAAACACAUUCGGAAGCUGGUACCGCUGCUUUUGGAAGAUGGCGGCGAGGCCCCGGCCUCUUUGGAGUCCGCCCUGGAAGAGAAGAGCACCGUGGAGCAGAUGAAGAAAUUUCUCUCUGACCCCCAGGUUCACACCAUUCUGGUGGAAAGGAGCGCCCUUAAAGAGGAUGUUGGGGAUGAAGGAGAGGAAGAGAAGGAGUGCAUCACUUACAACAUCAGCAUUGAUAUACACUAUGGGCUCAAGUCCAACAGCCUGGCUUUGAUCAAGAGGAUUGGGAUUAUCGAUGCAGACAAGCCUAUAUCGACUCAAGUUCGGGUUCUCACUUUGAGUGAAGACUCCCCAUAUGAAACGCUCCACUCUUUCAUCAGCAAUGCUGUGGCUCCGUUUUUCAAGUCGUACAUCCGGGAGUCUGGCAAAGCAGACAGAGAUGGAGACAAAAUGGCGCCCUCUGUUGAGAAAAAGAUUGCUGAGCUGGAGAUGGGACUUCUCCACUUGCAACAGAACAUCGAGAUCCCAGAGAUCAGCCUUCUCAUUCACCCAAAUAUCUCCAACAUUGCCAAGCAGUGCAAUGAACGUGGAGAGAAGCCAAAAGUGACAGACUUUGGGGAUAAAGUGGAAGAUCCGACUUUCCUCAACCAGCUGCAGUCUGGAGUGAACCGCUGGAUCCGGGAGAUCCAAAAAGUGACUAAGCUGGAUCGUGACCCAGCGUCAGGAACGGCCUUGCAGGAGAUAAGUUUCUGGUUGAAUCUGGAAAGAGCCCUCAACAGGAUCCAGGAAAAGAGAGAGAGCCCGGAGGUUCUGCUCACACUUGACAUCCUGAAACAUGGCAAGCGUUUCCACGCUACUGUCAGCUUUGACACGGACACUGGUCUGAAACAGGCUGUCGAAACUGUCAACGACUACAAUCCACUGAUGAAGGACUUUCCAUUAAAUGAUCUGCUGUCUGCUUCUGAGCUGGAUAAGAUCCGCCAAGCACUGAUGGCCAUUUUCACCCACCUGAAGAAGAUAAGAAACACCAAGUACCCCAUUCAGAGAGCCUUGCGCCUAGUGGAGGCAAUUUCCAGGGAUCUGAGCUCCCAGCUUCUCAAAGUCUUGGGCACCAGGAAGCUAAUGCAUGUGGCGUAUGAGGAAUUUGAAAAGGUGAUGGUGGCUUGCUUUGAGGUGUUCCAGACCUGGGAAGACGAAUAUGAAAAACUCCAGGUUCUUCUGAGAGACAUUGUGAAGCGGAAGAGGGAGGAAAACCUGAAGAUGGUUUGGCGUUUGAAUCCGGCUCACAGAAAACUCCAGUCACGUCUUGAUCACAUGAGGCGAUUCAGACGGCAGCACGAGCAGCUGAGGGCUGUCAUUGUUCGGGUUUUGAGGCCUCAGAUUUCUGCUGUGCCCCAGCAUGCCCCUGGUGAGCCAGUCGAGCCCCAAGAUAUGAAAGUGGCAGGUGUUCUUUUUGAUGCCGCUGAUGCCAACGCUAUUGAGGAGGUCAACCUGGCAUACGAGAAUGUCAAAGAGGUUGAUGGCUUGGAUGUUUCAAAAGAAGGAAUGGAAGCCUGGGAGGCUGCGAUGAAAAGGUAUGAUGAGCGGAUCGAUCGUGUGGAGACCCGGAUCACCGCUCGUCUGCGUGAUCAGCUCGGCACCGCAAAGAACGCCAACGAGAUGUUCCGCAUCUUCUCCCGCUUCAACGCUCUGUUUGUGCGCCCCCACAUUCGCGGAGCCAUUCGGGAGUACCAGACGCAGCUCAUUCAGCGGGUGAAGGACGACAUCGAGUCGCUGCACGACAAGUUCAAAGUGCAGUAUCCGCAGAGUCAGUCUUGCAAGAUGAGCCACGUCCGAGAUUUGCCUCCCGUGUCGGGGUCCAUCAUCUGGGCCAAGCAGAUCGACCGUCAGCUGACAGCAUACAUGAAGAGAGUUGAGGAUGUUCUGGGUAAAGGCUGGGAGAAUCAUGUCGAGGGGUUGAAGCUAAAGCAAGAUGGUGACAGCUUCAGAGCCAAACUCAAUACUCAAGAAAUCUUCGACGAUUGGGCCCGUAAGGUUCAGCAGCGCAACCUUGGUGUGUCUGGUCGCAUCUUCACAAUCGAAAGCACUCGUGCUCGUGGCCGCACAGGAAACAUUCUUAAGCUGAAGGUCAACUUCCUUCCCGAGAUCAUCACAUUGUCUAAAGAGGUCCGCAAUCUGAAGUGGUUGAGCUUCCGUGUUCCCCUGGCCAUCGUGAACAAAGCCCACCAAGCCAACCAGCUCUACCCGUUUGCCAUUUCCCUGAUCGAGAGCGUGCGCACCUAUGAGCGCACUUGUGAGAAGGUGGAGGAGCGCUCCUCCAUCUCCCUGCUGGUCGCCGGGCUCAAGAAAGAGGUCCAGGCGCUCAUCUCUGAAGGCAUCACUCUGGUGUGGGAAUCUUACAAGCUUGACCCUUAUGUUCAGAGGCUGGCUGAGACGGUCUUCAACUUCCAGGAGAAGGUUGAUGAUCUCCUGCUCAUUGAGGAAAAGAUAGACCUGGAAGUCCGCUCUCUGGAUACAUGCAUGUUUGACCACAAAACUUUCUCGGAUAUCCUCAAUCGUGUCCAAAAAGCCGUGGAUGACCUCAAUCUGCAUUCUUAUUCCAACCUUCCCAUCUGGGUGAACAAGCUUGACAUUGAGAUUGAACGCAUUCUUGGAGUGCGUCUUCAGGCUGGCCUCAAAGCAUGGACCCAGGUGCUUCGGGGCCAAAUCGAGGACAAGGCUGAUGUGGACAUGGAUACAGAAGCCCCGGCGCAAGUGAGCCACAAACCUGGAGGCGAGCCCAAAAUCAAGAACGUUAUCCAUGAGCUCAGGAUUACCAACCAAGUGAUCUACCUGAAUCCUCCGAUCGAAGACUGCCGCUAUAAACUCUACCAAGAGAUGUUUGCUUGGAAAAUGGUCAUCCUUUCUCUCCCAAGGAUCCAAAGUCAGCGCUACCAGGUUGGUGUUCACUAUGAGUUAUCCGAGGAGGAGAAGUUCUAUCGGAAUGCUCUGACCAGGAUGCCAGAUGGACCUGCUGCUUUGGAAGAGUCCUACAACGCAGUGGAAGACAUUGUUGCUGAGGUGGAGCAGUAUGUCAAGGUGUGGCUGCAGUAUCAGUGCUUGUGGGACAUGCAGGCUGAGAACAUUUACAACCGUCUGGGCGAAGACCUGACCAAGUGGCAGGCGCUGCUGGUCCAGAUCCGAAAGGCUCGUGGAACCUUUGACAAUGCUGAGACAAGAAAGGAGUUUGGUCCAGUCGUCAUUGAUUAUGGCAAGGUUCAGUCAAAGGUGAACCUGAAAUAUGACUCAUGGCACAAAGAAGUUCUGAGCAAGUUUGGCCAGAUGCUGGGUCAGAACAUGCAGGACUUCCACGCUCAGAUUUCCAAGUCUCGCCAAGAACUGGAGCAACAUUCUGUGGAUACAGCGAGCACAUCAGAUGCUGUCAACUUCAUUACAUAUGUCCAAACCUUGAAGCGCAAGAUCAAGCAGUUUGAGAAAAACGUUGAUCUGUUCAGAAAUGGUCAGCGUUUGCUUGAAAAGCAAAGAUUCCAGUUUCCGCCGUCUUGGCUGUACAUUGACAACAUCGAAGGCGAAUGGGGAGCCUUCAGUGACAUCAUGAAACGAAAAGACACCGCCAUCCAGCAGCAAGUCGCUAACCUGCAGAUGAAGAUAGUCCAGGAGGACAAGGCUGUUGAAAACCGCACCACUGACCUGUUGAGUGACUGGGAGAAAACCAAACCAGUCGCCGGUAACCUUCGUCCAGAGGAGGCUCUUCAGUCUCUGACCAUCUACGAGGGCAAUUUUGAGCGUCUGAAGGUUGAGAGGGAGAAGUGUGCUCGAGCCAAAGAAGCCCUCGAGCUGACGGACACUGGCCUGUUGAGUGGAAGUGAAGAAAGAGUGCAGGUUGCACUGGAGGAGCUGCAUGAUCUGAAGGAGGUGUGGUCUGAGCUGUCGAAGGUGUGGGAGCAGAUAAACCAAAUGAAAGAGCAGCCGUGGGUGUCUGUGCAGCCUCGCAAGCUGCGACAGAGUCUGGAUGGCCUUCUUAACCAGCUGAAGAACUUCCAAGCAAGACUGAGACAGUACGCAUCCUACGAGUACGUUCAGAGGCUGUUGAAGGGUUACCUGAAGGUGAACAUGUUGGUCAUUGAGUUGAAGUCGGAGGCUCUGAAGGAUCGCCACUGGAAACAGCUGAUGAAGCGCUUGCAUGUCAACUGGGUCCUGUCCGAGCUGACCCUGGGCCAGAUUUGGGAUGUUGACCUGCAGAAGAAUGAGAUGGUGGUGAAGGAUGUUCUCUUGGUCGCUCAGGGAGAGAUGGCUUUGGAGGAGUUCUUGAAACAGAUCCGUGAAGUGUGGAACUCGUACGAGCUCGACCUGGUGAACUAUCAGAACAAGUGUCGUCUGAUCCGAGGCUGGGAUGAUCUCUUCAACAAAGUGAAAGAACACAUCAACAGCGUUUCAGCCAUGAAGCUGUCACCCUACUACAAGGUUUUUGAAGAAGAUGCCUUGAGUUGGGAGGACAAGCUGAACCGCAUCAUGGCUCUGUUCGAUGUGUGGAUUGAUGUCCAGCGUCGCUGGGUGUAUCUGGAGGGCAUCUUUACCGGCAGUGCUGACAUUAAGCAUCUGCUGCCAGUGGAAACGCAGAGAUUCCAGAGUAUCAGCACCGAAUUCUUGGCAUUGAUGAAGAAAGUCACAAAGUCCCCCCUCGUGAUGGAUGUGCUGAACAUUCAAGGAGUGCAAAGGUCCCUCGAGAGGCUUGCUGAUCUUCUUGGAAAAAUCCAGAAAGCCUUGGGAGAAUACCUGGAGAGAGAAAGAUCUUCAUUCCCCAGGUUCUACUUUGUUGGAGAUGAGGAUCUUCUGGAGAUCAUUGGCAACAGCAAAAACGUUGCCAAACUGCAGAAACACUUCAAGAAGAUGUUUGCAGGAGUGGCCAGUAUCUUGCUCAAUGAGGACAACACUGUGGUGUUGGGAAUCUCCUCCCGUGAAGGUGAAGAGAUUCUGUACAAGACGCCUGUGUCCAUCACAGAUCAUCCAAAGAUCAACGAGUGGCUCACACUGGUGGAGAAGGAAAUGAGGGUGACAUUGGCCAAGCUGUUAGCAGAGUCUGUCACUGAAGUGACUGGCUUCAACAAAGGCACGGCACUUGACCUCAGCCAGUACAUCAACUGGAUUGAUCGUUAUCAGGCCCAGCUGGUUGUCCUUUCCACCCAAAUAGCCUGGUCAGAGAACGUUGAGGCAGCCUUGACAACCAUUUCUGGUGGUGGUGACAUGACGCCAAUGCAGGGAGUGCUGUCAAACGUUGAGGGGACCCUCAACAUACUGGCCGACACUGUACUGAUGGAGCAGCCUCCGCUUCGCAGAAGGAAGCUGGAGCAUCUGAUCACAGAGCUGGUGCACCAACGUGACGUCACCAGGACUCUGAUCAGGAAUAAAAUCGACAACCCGAAGUCCUUCGAGUGGCUCAGUCAGAUGCGCUUCUACUUCGACCCCAAGCAGACGGACGUCCUGCAGCAGCUGUCAAUCCAGAUGGCAAAUGCCAAGUUCAACUAUGGCUUUGAGUAUUUGGGUGUUCAGGACAAGCUUGUCCAAACCCCACUUACUGACCGCUGCUACCUCACCAUGACUCAAGCCCUGGAAGCCAGACUUGGAGGAUCACCAUUUGGUCCUGCUGGUACUGGAAAGACAGAGUCUGUGAAAGCCCUCGGCCAUCAGCUGGGAAGGUUUGUGCUGGUCUUCAACUGCGACGAGACAUUUGACUUCCAGGCCAUGGGUCGUAUCUUCGUGGGUCUCUGCCAAGUCGGAGCUUGGGGCUGCUUUGACGAGUUCAACCGUCUGGAGGAGAGGAUGCUCUCAGCUGUCUCUCAGCAGGUCCAGUACAUCCAGGUGGCAUUGAGAGAGCACAGCAACCCCAACAGAGAUCGAAGCGUGCCCGUCACCACUGAACUCCUGAACAAGCAGGUGAAGGUGAGCCCAGAAAUGGCCAUCUUCAUCACCAUGAAUCCAGGCUACGCUGGGCGCUCCAACCUGCCAGACAACUUGAAGAAACUCUUCCGCAGCUUGGCCAUGACCAAGCCUGACCGGCAACUCAUUGCUCAGGUCAUGCUCUACUCUCAAGGUUUCCGCACAGCUGAGAUCCUCGCCAAGAAGAUCGUCCCCUUCUUCAAACUGUGUGAUGAGCAGCUGUCCUCCCAGAGCCACUACGAUUUUGGACUUCGAGCUCUCAAGAGUGUGCUGAUCAGUGCUGGCAACGUCAAACGUGAACGCAUCCAGAAGAUCAAAAGAGAAAAGCUGGAGCGCGGAGAAGUUGUCGACGAGAAUGACAUUGCUGAAAACCUUCCAGAACAAGAGAUUCUCAUCCAGAGUGUUUGUGAGACGAUGGUUCCUAAACUGGUGGCAGAGGACAUCCCCCUGCUGUUCAGCUUGCUGUCUGAUGUCUUCCCUGGAGUGCAGUACCACCGCGGUGAGAUGUCUGCUCUGAGAGAGGAGCUGAAGAAGGUCUGCAAAGAAAUGUACCUGACCUACGGAGAUGGUGAUGACGUGGGCAGCAUGUGGGUAGAGAAGGUCCUUCAGCUGUACCAGAUCACUCAGAUCAAUCAUGGUCUCAUGAUGGUUGGACCAUCAGGUAGUGGGAAGACCAUGGCAUGGAGGGUCCUCCUCAAAGCCUUGGAAAGGCUGGAGGGUGUUGAGGGUGUGGCACACAUCAUUGAUCCCAAGGCUAUCAGCAAGGAUCACUUGUACGGAACCUUGGAUCCAAACACCCGUGAAUGGACUGAUGGCCUGUUCACACACAUUCUCAGAAAGAUCAUCGACAACGUCAGGGGUGAACUUCAAAAGCGCCAGUGGAUCAUCUUCGAUGGUGAUGUCGACCCUGAAUGGGUUGAAAAUCUCAACUCCGUCCUUGAUGACAAUAAACUGCUCACCCUGCCAAAUGGAGAACGUCUGAGUUUGCCACCUAAUGUGCGCAUCAUGUUUGAAGUACAGGAUCUGAAAUACGCCACACUGGCCACCGUGUCUCGUUGUGGCAUGGUCUGGUUCAGUGAGGACGUUCUGAGCACAGACAUGAUUUUCAACAACUUCCUGGCUCGUAUUCGCAGCAUCCCAUUGGAUGAAGGGGAGGAUGAGGCUCAGCGCAAGAGGAAGGGGACAGAGGAUGAAGAGGAGACUGCCUCCCCAAUGUUGCAGAUACAACGUGAUGCUGCAGCCAUCCUGCAACCGUACUUCACCUCCACCGGCCUGGUCAUCAAGGCCUUGGAGCAUGCCUCCAAGAUGGAGCACAUCAUGGACUUCACUCGCCUUCGAUGCUUGGGUUCACUCUUCUCAAUGUUGCACCAAGCUUGUCGUAACGUGGCCCUCUACAACAACAAUCACCCAGACUUCCCGAUGCCCAUCGAUCAGCUCGAGAAGUACAUGCAGAGGUACCUGAUCUACGCUGUGCUCUGGUCCUUUUCUGGAGACGGACGGCUGAAGAUCAGGGGUGAGCUCGGGGAAUACAUCCGUCGAAUCACAACUGUUCCCCUUCCCUCUGCUCCAAACGUCCCCAUCAUUGACUAUGAGGUGUUGAUCUCGGGCGAGUGGCAGUCUUGGCAAGGAAAGGUACCCCAGAUCGAGGUGGAAACCCACAAGGUUGCGUCUCCAGAUGUGGUGGUUCCGACUCUGGACACAGUCCGCCAUGAGGCUUUGCUGUACACUUGGCUGGCGGAGCACAAACCUCUGGUGCUUUGUGGUCCUCCUGGCUCUGGAAAAACUAUGACCCUGUUCAGCGCCCUCAGGGCUUUGCCUGAUAUGGAGGUUGUCGGCCUGAACUUCUCCAGUGCCACCACUCCUGAACUUCUGCUCAAGACGUUUGACCAUUACUGCGAAUACCGCCGCACCCCCAACGGAGUCGUUCUGGCUCCUGUCCAGCUGGGCAAGUGGUUGGUACUUUUCUGUGACGAGAUCAAUCUGCCAGACAUGGACAAGUAUGGCACACAGAGAGUCAUCUCCUUCCUCAGACAGAUGGUGGAACAUGGAGGAUUCUACCGAACCUCUGACCAAACUUGGGUGAAACUGGAAAGGAUCCAGUUUGUGGGUGCCUGUAAUCCUCCCACUGAUCCUGGCAGAAAGCCGCUGACUCACAGGUUCCUGCGUCAUGUGCCUGUUGUGUACGUGGACUAUCCAGGUCCAGCCUCUCUCACCCAGAUUUACGGAACGUUCAAUCGUGCCAUGCUUCGUCUCAUCCCCUCCCUGCGUACUUAUGCUGAACCUCUUACUGCUGCCAUGGUUGAGUUUUAUACCAUGUCUCAGGAACGUUUCACUCAGGACACUCAGCCGCACUACAUCUACUCUCCCAGAGAGAUGACUCGCUGGGUGCGAGGCAUCUUUGAGGCUCUGAGGCCACUCGAGACCCUCCCUGUGGAAGGACUCAUCCGCAUCUGGGCCCAUGAAGCCCUCCGCCUAUUCCAGGACAGGCUGGUUGGUGAUGACGAAAGAAAGUGGACUGAUGAGAACAUUGACACUGUAGCUCUCAAACACUUCCCCAAUAUUGAUAAGGACAAGGCUCUUAACCGGCCCAUUCUGUACAGCAACUGGCUGUCAAAGGAUUACAUUCCAGUGGAACAGGAGGAGCUUCGGGACUAUGUGAAGGCUCGUCUGAAGGUCUUCUACGAGGAGGAACUUGAUGUUCCACUGGUGCUCUUCAAUGAGGUCCUGGAUCAUGUCCUCAGGAUCGAUCGAAUCUUCCGUCAGCCACAAGGGCAUCUGUUGUUGAUCGGUGUGAGCGGCGCUGGUAAAACCACCUUGUCACGUUUUGUGGCCUGGAUGAACGGCCUCAGUGUCUACCAGAUCAAGGUUCACAGGAAGUACACUGGAGAAGACUUUGAUGAAGACCUCCGCACAGUGUUGCGGCGCUCAGGUUGCAAAAAUGAGAAGAUUGCCUUCAUCAUGGACGAAUCCAAUGUGCUUGAUUCUGGAUUCCUGGAGAGAAUGAACACCCUGCUGGCCAACGGAGAGGUGCCAGGCUUGUUUGAGGGAGAUGAGUAUGCCACCUUGAUGACUCAGUGCAAAGAAGGAGCCCAGAAGGAAGGUCUGAUGUUGGACACACAUGAGGAGCUGUACAAGUGGUUCACCAGCCAGGUCAUCAGAAACCUCCACGUUGUUUUCACCAUGAACCCGUCAUCCGAGGGUCUGAAGGAUAGAGCUGCGACUUCUCCAGCCCUUUUCAACAGAUGUGUGCUGAACUGGUUUGGAGACUGGUCUACCGAAGCUCUUUACCAAGUUGGUAAGGAGUUCACCAGCAAGAUGGAUUUGGAGAAGCCCAACUACAAAGUGCCAGACUACAUGCCCAUCGUCUAUGACAAGCUUCCCCAGCCUCCAUCUCAUCGUGAGGCCAUCGUCAAUGGCUGCGUGUUUGUGCACCAGACGCUUCACCAGGCAAACAACCGUCUAGCGAAGCGUGGUGGCCACACCAUGGCAAUCACUCCUCGCCAUUACCUGGACUUCAUCAAUCAAUACGCCAACCUGUUCAAUGAGAAACGCAGCGAGUUGGAGGAGCAGCAGAUGCAUCUUAACGUUGGUCUACGCAAGAUAAAGGAGACUGUUGAUCAGGUGGAGGAGCUUCGUCGUGACCUCAGGAUCAAGAGUCAGGAGUUGGAGACAAAGAAUGCUGCUGCAAACGACAAGCUGAAGAAGAUGGUGAAGGACCAGCAGGAAGCUGAAAAGAAAAAGGUCAUGAGUCAGGAGAUCCAGGAAGCUGUUUACAAGCAGCAGGAGGUGAUCAAGGACAAGCAGCUGAGUGUCAAACAGGACUUGGACCAGGUGGAACCAGCCGUUAUUGAAGCUCAGAAUGCUGUGAAGUCCAUUAAGAAGCAGCACCUGGUUGAGGUGCGUUCCAUGGCUAAUCCACCUGCGGCUGUGAAACUGGCCCUGGAGUCCAUCUGCUUGCUUUUGGGAGAGUCCACGACUGACUGGAAGCAGAUUCGAUCCAUCAUCAUGAGGGAGAACUUCAUCCCAACUAUUGUUAAUUUCUCAGCCGAUGAAAUCAGUGACACUAUUCGUGAAAAGAUGAAGAAGAAUUACCUCUCAAACCCAGGCUACAACUAUGACCAAGUCAAUCGUGCCUCAGUGGCCUGUGGGCCCAUGGUGAAAUGGGCGAUCGCUCAGCUUAACUACGCUGACAUGCUGAAGCGUGUGGAGCCUCUGCGCAAUGAACUGCAGAAGCUGGAAGAUGAUGCCACCGAUAACAAGACCAAGGCAGAAGAGGUCGAACAGAUGAUCAGAGAUCUGGAGGCCAGCAUUGCUCGCUACAAGGAGGAGUACGCUGUCCUCAUUUCUGAAGCCCAGGCCAUCAAGGCCGACUUGGCUGCAGUGGAGGCAAAGGUGAACCGGAGCACGGCCCUCCUUAAGAGUCUCUCAGCUGAGAGGGAGCGUUGGGAGAAGACCAGCGAGACCUUCAAGAACCAGAUGUCCACGAUUGCUGGAGACUGUUUGCUCUCUGCAGCUUUCAUCUCUUAUGCUGGCUACUUCGAACAGCAGAUGAGGCAGAACUUGUUCACCACCUGGUCUCAUCACCUCCAGCAAGCCAACAUUCAGUUCCGUACUGACAUCGCCAGAACCGAGUACCUGUCCAAUGCAGACGAGAGACUCCGCUGGCAAGCCAACUCACUGCCAGCUGAUGACCUCUGCACUGAGAACGCCAUCAUGCUCAAGAGGUUCAACAGGUAUCCCCUCAUCAUCGACCCAUCAGGUCAAGCCACAGAGUUCAUCAUGAACGAAUACAAGGACCGGAAGAUCACCAGAACAAGCUUCCUGGACGAUGCCUUCAGGAAGAACCUGGAGAGCGCGCUACGUUUUGGAAACCCGUUGCUGGUCCAGGAUGUCGAGAGUUAUGACCCCAUCCUGAAUCCGGUGCUGAACAGAGAGGUCCGCAGGACUGGAGGCCGUGUUCUCAUCACCUUGGGAGACCAGGAUAUCGAUCUGUCGCCGUCUUUUGUCAUCUUCCUCUCAACACGUGAUCCAACUGUUGAGUUCCCUCCAGACUUGUGCUCUCGUGUCACUUUUGUCAACUUCACCGUGACUCGCAGCAGCUUGCAGAGCCAGUGUCUGAAUGAGGUCUUGAAAGCCGAGAGGCCAGAUGUGGAUGAGAAACGUUCGGACCUUCUCAAACUGCAGGGAGAGUUCCAGCUUCGCCUGCGCCAACUGGAGAAGUCUCUGUUGCAGGCUCUUAAUGAGGUGAAGGGUCGCAUCCUGGACGAUGACACCAUCAUCACCACGCUGGAGAACCUGAAGAAGGAAGCUGCAGAGGUGACCCGGAAGGUGGAGGAGACGGAUAUCAUCAUGGCUGAAGUGGAGGCGGUGUCACAGCAGUACCUGUCGCUGUCCUCCGCCUGCAGCAGCAUCUAUUUCACCAUGGAGGCCCUCAACCAGAUGCACUUUCUGUACCAAUACUCACUUCACUUCUUCCUGGACACCUACCACACUGUGCUCUAUGAAAACGCAAACCUCAAGAGCAUCAGUGAUCACACACAGAGGCUCUCUCUGAUUACCAAGGACCUCUUCCAGGUGGCUUUCAACAGAGUGGCACGGGGGAUGCUGCACCAAGACCACAUUACUUUUGCCAUGCUGCUGGCUAAGAUCAGCCUGAAAGGAAUGACCAACGAGCCCUCGUACGACGCAGAGUUCCAACACUUCCUGCGUGGCAAGGAGAUCGUCCUGACUGGCAUGUCGCCACCCAAGGUCAAAGGUCUCACGACGGAUCAGUGCGAGGCCAUGGUGCGCCUGAGCCGUCUGCCCGCGUUUAAGGACUUGGUGUCAAAGGUUGAGGCAGACGAGCAAAUCUUCAUGUGGCUUGAGAGCAACACCCCAGAGCUGGCGGUGCCUUAUCUGUGGUCGGAGGAGAAGCAGUCCACUCCUAUUGGUCAGGCCGUCCACCAACUGUUACUCAUCCAGUCUUUCCGCCCGGACCGCCUGCUGGCCAUGUCUCACAUCUUCGUCGCAAAGGUGUUGGGAGACACGUUCAUGAACAUCAUCGAGCAGCCCAUCGACCUGGCCAACAUCGUGGACAGCGAGGUGAAGCCGAGCACGCCGGUGUUGAUGUGCUCUGUUCCGGGUUAUGAUGCCAGCGGCCUGGUCCGGGAUCUGGCUGCAGAGCAAAACAAACAGAUCACCUCCAUUUCCAUUGGUUCGGCUGAGGGCUUCAACAAAGCAGAUAGAGACAUCAACACUGCUGUCAAGUCUGGAAGGUGGGUGAUGUUGGAGAACGUUCACUUGGCUCCUGGCUGGCUGAUGCAGCUAGAGAAGAAGCUCCAUUCCAUGCAGCCUCACGCUAGCUUCAGGCUGUUCCUGACGAUGGAGAUCAAUCCCAAGGUCCCUGUGAAUCUACUCCGAGCUGGUCGCAUCUUCGUGUUCGAACCUCCUCCUGGUGUCAAGGCCAACAUGCUCAGGACUUUCAGCAGCAUCCCGGUGGCUCGCAUGUGCAAGGCUCCUAAUGAGCGCGCCCGGCUGUACUUCCUCCUGGCCUGGUUCCACGCUGUCAUCCAGGAGCGCCUGCGUUACGCUCCUCUGGGCUGGUCCAAGAAGUACGAGUUCGGCGAGUCUGACCUGCGUUCUGCCUGCGACACGGUGGACACCUGGCUGGAUGACACCGCAAAGGGUCGCCAGAACAUCGCGCCUGACAAGAUCCCAUGGGCUGCUCUGAAAACCUUGAUGGCCCAGUCCAUCUACGGCGGUCGAAUCGACAACGAGUUCGACCAGCGCCUCCUGAACACCUUCUUGGACCGGAUCUUCACGAAAGGCAGCUUCGAUAGCGAGUUCAAACUUGCUCUCAAAGUUGAUGGACACAAAGACAUCAAGAUGCCUGAUGGGAUCAGGCGCGAGGAGUUCAUGCACUGGGUGGAGAUGCUUCCCGACACUCAGACUCCCUCUUGGCUCGGCCUGCCCAGCAACGCCGAGAAGGUCCUGCUCACCACUCAGGGCACCGACAUGAUGGGUAAGAUGCUGAAAAUGCAGAUGUUGGAGGAUGAGGAUGACCUGGCGUACGAGACGGAGAAGAAGGAGCGCACCUCGUCCACGUCGGACGCCCAGCCGGCUUGGAUGAGAACCCUCCACACCACCGCCUGCAACUGGCUGCAGCUCAUGCCCCAAACGGUCAAUCCUCUCAAACGCACCGUGGAGAACAUCAAGGACCCACUGUUCCGCUUCUUCGAACGUGAGGUGAAGAUGGGCGGCAAGAUGCUGCAGGAGGUCCGUCAGGAUCUGAGUGAUGUGGUGCAGGUUUGUGAAGGCAAGAAGAAGCAGACCAACUACCUGCGCACUCUCAUCAGCGACCUUGUCAAAGGCAUCCUGCCUCGCAGCUGGUGUCGCUACACAGUCCCAGUCUCCAUGACUGUGAUCCAGUGGGUGGCAGACUUCAGCGAGAGGAUCAAGCAGCUGCAGCAGAUCUCCCAAGCUGCCGCCAGCGGAGGGGCCAAAGAACUGAAGAACAUCCAUGUUUGCCUGGGAAGCCUGUUCGUCCCUGAAGCGUACAUCACUGCAACCCGCCAGUAUGUGGCACAAGCGAACAGCUGGUCUCUGGAAGAGCUGUGUUUGGAGGUCAACGUCACCAACGCCCAGUCUGCCGCUCUGGACGCCUGCAGCUUCGGAAUCAAAGGACUGAAACUGCAGGGAGCGACCUGCGCCAACAACAAGCUCUCUCUGUCUGCAACCAUCUCCACGGAGCUGCCGCUCACUCAGCUGCGCUGGAUCAAGCAGAGCAACGCUGAGAAGAGAAACUUGGUGACUCUCCCCGUGUACCUGAACUUCACCCGGUCAGACCUCAUCUUCACCGUGGACUUUGACAUCGCCACCAAGGAAGACCCACACAGCUUCUACGAGCGUGGAGUUGCUGUCCUCUGCACCGAGUAGAUGGCCGCUGGAAGAAUUGGCCACAAUUUUUACCCUGUCAUAGCUUGCUACUCAUGGUUUAUAGCUUUCACUCCUGCUCAUGUUUAGUCACUUGGAAAGUGUGUCAGAAGGUCCAGAGAAAGUUGUCAGAUGGUGUCGGAUUAGAAUUUGGAAUGUGGUAAAAAGAAAUGAAAGUUGUUUUUAAAUGAAGGAAAAAGGAACGUUUUAGAUCAUGCAGCAAUUAAAUAAACCAUUCUCCAACCCCAACACAUGAGUUUUAGGUGCAUUAUGUCCUAAAACAAUGGAGGCUUUUACAACCUUUCUUCUGAUUCCCUUGUGGGGCAAAAGGCGGGGGGACCAUGGACAUGUCGACAUCUUUACUCUUUAG
Synchiropus splendidus (mandarinfish) is the source of this 14407-nucleotide messenger RNA. RefSeq names its product dynein, cytoplasmic 1, heavy chain 1 (gene dync1h1). Gene Ontology annotation, cellular component: dynein complex. Gene Ontology annotation, biological process: microtubule-based movement. Gene Ontology annotation, molecular function: ATP binding; minus-end-directed microtubule motor activity; dynein light intermediate chain binding. NCBI's taxonomy places the organism in Eukaryota, Metazoa, Chordata, Actinopteri, Syngnathiformes, Callionymidae. Bases 115 to 14040 code for a protein of 4641 amino acids. The record is from RefSeq and is a predicted model, not a curated record. The transcript is spliced from 78 exons.